AGUAAAAUGGUUCGUCCAACAGAUUUGAUGCUUAAUCAGACGGUUGCUAUAGUAUACCAAGCGAUUACAAUAAUGCUUGUACUAAUUGUCACACAAUUUCUUGUAUAUAAUUCAAUCGCAUUUACGAAUAACAUUUUAGAUUUUCAUUUUCAAUUAUUAAUUGAAUUAUCUACUAUAUUCGCUAAUCUUAAUGGUGCAACAACAAUUAUUUAUUAUUUUGUAUUAGGUACCAAAUAUCGAAGAGUUGGCAGACAGAUUAUUCGACGAUUGAUGAAUUAUUUAUUUUGUUCGAAGAAAGCACAAAACAAUCCGUCUGGUCAAACAUACAAUAAUGUUACAACAAAAAUUUAUAACAAUUGGAGUAAACAUCGGAAAUUAGCGUACUCAUUUACUUUAGCGUGUAAAUUAGUGUAA
Molecule: messenger RNA, 414 nt
Organism: Thelazia callipaeda (thelaziosis nematode)
Lineage: Eukaryota; Metazoa; Nematoda; Chromadorea; Rhabditida; Thelaziidae
Source: the annotation of a GenBank genome assembly